CGUCAAAUAUGACACCGGCCUUUUUCCUAUAAAUACUGAGCUCGAAUGCUUCCUCAUUCACAAACAACACACUACAUAUCUAGAAAGCAUUAGAACAAAAAAAAACCUUUGUUUGAAAAUGAAGGUGUCCAUGUCUCUCAUCCUGAUAACCUUAUCAGCUUUGGUCACCAUUGCCAAAGCAUAUGAUCCAAGUCCACUUCAAGACUUCUGUGUGGCCAUUGAUGACCCUAAAAAUGGUGUUUUUGUGAAUGGUAAGUUUUGCAAGGAUCCAAAGCAAGCAAAGGCAGAAGAUUUCUUUUCCUCAGGCCUCAACCAAGCAGGAAUCACUAAUAACAAAGUCCAAUCCAACGUGACAACAGUCAAUGUCGAUCAGAUUCCAGGGUUAAACACUUUGGGAAUAUCCUUGGUCCGCAUAGACUAUGCGCCAUAUGGUCAAAACCCGCCUCACACACACCCUCGUGCCACUGAGAUCCUUGUUCUUGUUGAAGGAACAUUAUAUGUUGGUUUUGUCUCUUCGAAUCAAGACAACAACCGUUUAUUCGCCAAAGUGCUGAACCCGGGAGACGUGUUCGUGUUCCCCAUAGGAAUGAUCCAUUUUCAAGUGAAUAUCGGGAAGACCCCCGCAGUGGCCUUUGCUGGACUAAGUAGUCAAAAUGCUGGUGUCAUCACGAUCGCAGAUAUAGUGUUUGGAUCAACGCCUCCGAUUAAUCCAGAUAUUUUGGCUCAGGCGUUUCAGUUAGAUGUCAAUGUUGUCAAAGACCUUGAGGCCAAGUUUAAAAACUAAAUCCCCAAUAUUGAGUGUUUAUCAAUGUAACACUUAAGUAAUAUGUAACACGGAGUAAAGGUUUAUGCUUAAUAAAAUAAAAAGGUGUUAUCACCUAAUUUGAUAUUU
Messenger RNA from Arabidopsis thaliana (thale cress), 892 nucleotides. Its product is annotated as RmlC-like cupins superfamily protein. Gene Ontology annotation, cellular component: apoplast. The transcript is spliced from 2 exons. NCBI's taxonomy places the organism in Eukaryota, Viridiplantae, Streptophyta, Magnoliopsida, Brassicales, Brassicaceae. Gene Ontology annotation, molecular function: manganese ion binding. The record is from RefSeq and is marked reviewed. The coding region runs from base 119 to 784 and encodes 221 amino acids.